ACAGCUUCCGUUCUGGUGCGAAAGAAUUGAGGAGAAAGAGAGGUCGAUUUGGUGUGUUGUAUUAUCUGACCACCUUCCCGCUGGUGCUAGACAUUCUGUUGAGUUUCUCUCGUGCAAUGCAUCGGAAAGACUGCAUGGGAGGGAGAGAAGGAACGGGAUACAGUCGGCGUCCUUGACAGCGUCUCUGACAGCUAUUCCUCCGCCUGUUCGGGAACGCUGCAUUAGACAAAAUAAUCCGCUGCCCGGCUCCCUGUGAAAGUUGCUGCUUCACAUGUUAACGUGACCGAGAGGAGGUUGGUGGGGUGAGGCACUCUAUCAACUCCAUGAGGCCGGUGUCUCUCCCCCGGGGGGUGGCCCCAUUUACAUCUCGCUCUCGCUCUCUGGUUACCCCAACUCUUGCAGAGAGACGCGAUGGUCCCUACAAUGUCCGUGUUGCUGUCUCUCUCGAUAACAGCCUGCGCCUUGGUGUUCAGUAACGGAGCCCUUCCGCCAACACUCGAGCAACUUUAUCUACACCGGCCAGAUGGAGGUACAUGUGAAGUCAUAGCAGCACACAGAUGCUGUAACAAGAAUCGAAUUGAAGAACGAUCACAGACUGUUAAGUGUUCCUGUCUGCCAGGGAAAGUAGCUGGGACAACCAGAGCCAAACCAUCUUGUGUUGAUGCUUCCAUUGUUAUUGGGAAAUGGUGGUGUGAGAUGGACCCCUGUAUAGAGGGAGAGGAAUGCAAGACAUUACCAGAUAAUUCAGGAUGGAUGUGUGCUUCUGGCAACAGAGUUAAGACUACAAAGUUCCAUGUGACUCUUGCCAGCACCGCAUAAAGGCUGGAGUAGAUUCUGGGAUUCGUGGGUCGAAGAGAACUUGACCCAGGCAAGAAUAAGAAAUGGCACAAAAGGACACAGAUCCAUCCGAGAACUUAAAACCCAGACUCCAGACAUUUCGUAAUGAUGGAAGACAGCCAUUAUGAAGGACAGUUAGUUGAACCACUGCAGUCAUAUCAGAAUUUACAAUAUAACAAGUGUAGUACCAUCUGAAGUAUUCCUGGACUCACUAGAUUUGCUACUUAUACACUGACUGAUCGUCACUGUUGCUGACGAUUGUACAAGGACAAUGUCAAGUACACUAUCCUUCAAGUGAGAAACAACAAGAUCAGAUAGUGAAUGGUCAUCAGCAAUGACCUCUUAUUCUGGAGUUGGACACGACGAUACAAUUUUAAAACUCAUCAUUAAUGGGUUCUUUCUGAUCUAGCUUUGCGGUGGCACUGUACACUCAAAAAUGCAAGUUGCCAUGGAGUUGAUCCAAUUGCCAUUGUCAGUAGGUAUACAUUACUGACUGAAUAACUCAAAUCCUAUUUCAAAAAAUGCAUCACAGAGAAGCAAGCUGAAAUAAGAAAUAACAUCCAACACACUUGGAAAACAGAUACUUUAUUUCUAUAGAAGAUGUUUGAUUCUGCAAUCAAUUACAGCUUCUUACAUAAUUCCCAUAUGGUUCUAUUCCAUGAAGCACUAAUAGCAUGCUGGCUUUGCUCAAAAUACCAUGUCUGACCAAUGUACGAUGUUCAAUGAUAUGAACAACGCAACAAAAAAUCACUUCUGGAAUUCACAUGGGAUGUUACAAAGAACCUGUUCCAGCUUUUCCAGAUAUAAAGUACCAGGGUUAUAACCAAAAGAUACUGAUGUGCAUUGACAGUACCAGUUACUUUCCGUGAUCAUCGUAAUCCAUGGAUUUCUCUCUUUGUAUUCAAGAGAGAUGUACGUACGUCUGAAUACUUUGUAUUAUUGGUAUGGUCUACAGUAAAUUAAACUGUUUACUCUUACAGUGGUUGCUCAUUUCUACUAGGAGAUUAAAAAUGUCAUUAUCCUAAACUUGAAGUUUGAAUGUGCAAUAAAUUAUACACUACCGAAUCACAUCAACAGGAGUCAAUCUACAUCACGACAACUUAAGAAUGAUGAAGGUGAUUUAAGUGGGACCAUCUGACGGUGCUUUCUUCACCCAAUACAUUCACCAAACAAGUUAUUUAACUUAAUAAAGGUAAUGUCCUGUGUAACAUUUGUAUUGCAAAGAAUCAGAAAGCAUAUUUGUUGAAUCAAUAUCAUUUUGCAGUCUGAACUGUUCAUAAUAUUCAAGUUAAGUUAAAUUCUUUUAAGUCAUUUGAAGAAAUUAUCUCUUUUUUCAAACUGAACAUUUGACACUUUAUUCAAUUAAACACAGUCAGACAUAUGCCAUAUUCGAGACAUUCAUUUUAUUCGAUCUAUUAAAUAUAAAGUUCUUGAAGUACAUAUUUAGUUGAAAAUGCCUGUAGUACUUGCAGCUCCUGUAAGCGGAAUGAUGACAAGCAUUUUCAAUGUUUCAUAUAUCUCAUUGUGUGACAUACAUUUGCUACUAUUUUGUAAUAAGAGAGCAAUCAUCCUUCAAUUGCAUAACUGGGCCACCAGAUUCUCUCAAUUACUCAAAAUGCUUUCUGACUUUAUUUUUCAUGCAUCAUUUUUCUCAGUAACAGAAUUUUUUAGUGUCCAAAAUCAAUAUUUAAACAGCAUAAAUGAU
Molecule: messenger RNA, 2542 nt
Organism: Stegostoma tigrinum
Lineage: Eukaryota; Metazoa; Chordata; Chondrichthyes; Orectolobiformes; Stegostomatidae
Product: chemokine-like protein TAFA-1
Exons: 6
Coding region: 412-819 (135 amino acids)
Biological process (GO): regulation of neuroblast proliferation; positive regulation of microglial cell activation; negative regulation of microglial cell activation
Molecular function (GO): receptor ligand activity
Source: RefSeq, a predicted model, not a curated record